GAUUUUUUGAUACCAAUUGAUAUUUCUGAUUUUAUACCUCUGCCUCAAGUGUUAUUCGCUAUUUCCCUGCCAAUUGUGCCUAAAUCUUCCCCAGUUCCCCUGAGUUGCAGUUCCCUGAGUUGCACCAACCAUGUUGCGGAGCACACGACCUCUCUGGACGAGUUCGACAAGAACUCUUCUUUCGCAAAACGCCGCCACGACAACCUCUCGCCUACAGGCUUCUCAAUUGACCUCAAUAUCUAGAUCGAGGACACCCAAUGCUUCCACAACGGCACGCGUCCUACCUCUGAUACACAAGACAUCCUACGCCACGAAGCAUGUGCAGGACAAAGAGGAUCCGGAAGAGGUCAAGAAAUGGGCUGAGGAGAAGCUUGAACCGCACCCGGAGGCCGUGUCUAGCGAGUCAAGUGUUCGACAUUUCUCGGAUUUCCUAGAGCCAUCUCAGAGACCCGCCAACAAGGACGACCCAGCAGCAGCGCCGCCAGUCAAGGACGGAGUGGCCCAUGACUUGAACUUGGUUAAGGAGACCUUCUCCCUUAGCACCGUGCCUAAGGAAUCGCUCUAUCUCGGUCUCGCCGGUACUCUUCCUUACCUUGCAACAUCAUUCAGCAAUGUCUACCUUUCAUGGGCUCUGAACACCGAGUGGCCGACAUCCUCCAACUUUGUUAACUCAAUCCUAAUGACCCAUGAUAACGCUAGAUACUGGCUUGGUGUUGUCGAGCCUUUGCAAAUGGGAUAUGGCGCAGUUAUCAUCAGCUUCCUAGGCGCCAUCCACUGGGGUCUUGAGUACGCCGAAAAGACGCCCAGCAAGCCUCGAACGCAAUUUCGGUAUGGCAUGGGUGUCGCAGCAUCAAUUGUUGCAUGGCCUACAUUGUUUUUGCCCUGGCAGUUUGCCUUGACGUCACAGUUUGCUGCAUUCGUCGGCCUGUACUUUGCCGACUCUCGUGCCACAGUCCGAGGUUGGGCACCCUACUGGUACGGCACCUACCGCUUUGUCCUUACAGCCAUUGUCGGCGCAGCCAUCAUGAUCAGUAUCAUUGGUCGCUCAAAGAUUGGUGACACUGCCCCACGACUCUCUGGUCUUAGCGAGAAGUUCCACGCGACGCAUGGCGAGGAGCCAUAUAGCAACAAAUGGGCCAAUGCCGAGCAGCCAGCCAAGAAGGAGUAUCAGAAUAAAAAGGCAGAAGAAGAGAAGCGCAAGCAAGAAGAGGAGGCCAAGAAGCAAGAAGAGGAGGAGGCCAAGAAAUGCGAAGAAGGAUGCGAAGAAAGACGAGAAGAAGGAUGAGAAGAAGGAUGAGAAGAAGGAUGAGAAGAAGGAUGAUAACGAGAGUAAAGACAACGCUAAGAGGGAUCAGGAGUCUCAGGAUAAUGAAAGUGGUGAUGAAAAGAAGGAGGGCAAGGUUGAAGAAAACUAAGCCGUUUAACGAUUGUACAUCUCGGUUGCUCUUCGAAAUGGCUCCGGAUGCAUUUCUCUCUGUAUAUAAAUAGAGCCUGGCGUUACUGGGACUGGAUGUAUACUAUCAAUGAUACAUUUGACUUCGAGGCCCUGCACGGAAGGGGUCUACCCAAUAUCG
Molecule: messenger RNA, 1574 nt
Organism: Truncatella angustata
Lineage: Eukaryota; Fungi; Ascomycota; Sordariomycetes; Amphisphaeriales; Sporocadaceae
Exons: 3
Coding region: 131-1285 (384 amino acids)
Source: RefSeq, a predicted model, not a curated record